Molecule: messenger RNA, 1687 nt
Organism: Monomorium pharaonis (pharaoh ant)
Lineage: Eukaryota; Metazoa; Arthropoda; Insecta; Hymenoptera; Formicidae
Product: mitochondrial folate transporter/carrier
Exons: 6
Coding region: 37-1035 (332 amino acids)
Biological process (GO): nucleotide transport; mitochondrial transport; folate import into mitochondrion
Cellular component (GO): mitochondrion; mitochondrial membrane
Molecular function (GO): FAD transmembrane transporter activity; folic acid transmembrane transporter activity
Source: RefSeq, a predicted model, not a curated record
GAGCGGCUGCACAGCGACAGCAGCAUACCGCUCAACAUGACGGCGAUCAAGGGCAGCGGCACGCCGGGCGCACCACGCCAGCUUAACGUUCUGAGCAACUUCAAGUACGAGUACCUCGUCGCGGGGAUCUCGGGUGGCGUCGUCUCGACCUUGAUGCUGCAUCCGCUGGACCUAAUCAAGAUCCGUUUCGCAGUAAACGACGGACAUACUAGUACGACACCACAAUACAACGGUCUUAGAAAUGCCAUUACUCAAAUUGUUAAAACCGAGGGUGUGCGUGGGCUCUACAGGGGUGUAACGCCGAACGUUCUAGGAUCAGGCAGUUCGUGGGGUUUCUAUUUCUUCUUCUACAACAUGAUAAAGUCUUCGAUUCAAGGUGGCAAUUCGAAGAAGCCCCUGGGACCGUCCAUGCACAUGUUCGCUGCCGCUGAUGCCGGAGUACUCACACUGCUCAUGACUAACCCUAUUUGGGUGGUAAAGACGCGGCUGUGCUUACAAUAUGCUAGUGAUGUGAACAUAGCAGAAUCGAAGAAGUAUCGUGGCAUGAUUGAUGCUCUGAGGAAGAUUUACAAGACGGAGGGUAUUAGAGGUUUAUAUAAGGGUUUAGUUCCUGGAUUGUUUGGCGUUUCACAUGGUGCUAUUCAAUUCAUGGUAUACGAAGAGAUGAAAAAUGAAUAUUACAAUUAUUUGAAUGUACCCAUCGAUACGAAAUUGAGUACUACCGAAUAUAUUAUCUUUGCGGCGAUGUCAAAGCUGAUCGCUGCAGGGUCGACGUAUCCUUAUCAAGUGGUGAGAGCACGACUUCAGGAUCAUCAUCACGAUUAUCGGGGUACCUGGCAUUGCGUUCAAUGCACAUGGAGGUAUGAGGGUUGGCGCGGCUUUUACAAAGGUUUAAGCGUAAACCUCACCAGAGUGACUCCGGCGACAGUUGUCACAUUUGUGGUCUACGAAAAUAUGUUUCAUUAUCUGCAAUCUGGACGCGUUGCCGUGGAAGAAACGAUUGCUGUGCCUGCGGUUACUAAACUGAAGGAGUAAGGUAAAACUAGGGGAUUCCUCGGAGCUUUACUAAAAUACAUGUGUAAUCCGGAUUUGUUCGGUGUCGUAUGAAUAUUGUAUUUCUGGCGAUAUAUGAACUGUGAAACCAGUGAAUCAUAAUUAUAAUAAAAUUCUAUUGUGAAGACUUGAGAUACAAGCUUUAAAAUACAAUAAAUUUAAAUUUCUUGUAUUUUUAAUGUGUAACAUAGAUUGAAGUUGACCUAAAAUGGCUACAAACUAUUGGUUAUUUUAUUCUGUCUAUAAUAAAUUCAGAUUAAAUUUUAUAGUUUUUUUAUAGAACAUCCAAUCAAAAAGAUUUAAAUAGAUCAAAUAGAUUAAAAUAUUUCUAACGUGUCAGUGAUCUGUAUAAAUAUUUAUCGGAUGAAGUAAAAGUUGAACAAUUGAAGAAUGUAAAUGAUUAAAGUUUUUAGGUGCUUGUUUGAAAAAUCCACAGUAGAAAUUAUUUCCAUUAAUUGCUUUUUUAUAUUUUAUGCAUAUUUGAUUCACAAGUUUUCAAAAAACAAAUUAUGUUUCCAUUGUGUAUGUUUGCUUAAUUAUAAUUUUUAAAUUUAUUAACUAUGAGAAAGACAAUUUAAUGGUACAUAUUGAUUAUAAAAAAGUUUGAUAAAAUGUAAUUAAAAAAAUGUUUUUU